Colletotrichum paranaense is the source of this 516-nucleotide messenger RNA. RefSeq lists its product as uncharacterized. The record is from RefSeq and is a predicted model, not a curated record. Bases 1 to 516 code for a protein of 171 amino acids. The transcript has a single exon. Lineage: Eukaryota; Fungi; Ascomycota; Sordariomycetes; Glomerellales; Glomerellaceae.
AUGCGUAGCGAACGUGCCCAUUGUUGUCCUCUCUUGUCGACGUCGUUGCAACUAGCGCCUCGUCAGAGCCUCGUGCUCCAGUUCUCGAACUCGCUAUUGUCAAGACGGAGACGAGGCUGGGAUCGUUCCCGCCCUCCGUCUCCGUCUCGUCUCACCGACCGCGCAGCAUUGCACCAACACAACGCACGCCGCGUCUGCUUGCUCAGCCCUGAAAGGCACACGCAAACAUGGCGCUGUUGCUUCAUGCAUUCACGGUUCCUUUUCCAGUCCAGAAUUUGGUCGGGCCAUCCCAGCUUGUCUGCCCUCUGUCUGCGGCUCCUUGCAACCCUGCAGCCAACUCUAUCUCACCCACGUCUCCCCGAUCACCAUCGCUGGACCACAGAUAUAGUGUUCAGAUACGUACAACGGCACUCUCCAUUAAGUUCCAUUGUCCCAGCCUUGGGCUCUUUGCCGUUGAGGGUCGCGUUGGGCCUCGUCACCUUUACGGUUUCGAACAGAUACCGCGUCAGAGGUUGA